AUGGCGGCCUCCAAUGGCUAUGCGAGCGGCAGUCCCGGCGAGCGAGUGGCCAAGGUAGUCUUCGUUCGCCACGGAGAAAGCCAAGGCAAUGCGAAAAAUGUGUAUACCGGCUGGGACGACACGCCUCUCAGUGUCCGAGGAGAGCAAGAGGCCGAGGAGGUGGGUCUUUGCCUGAAAGCCAGAGGGCUGAAAUUCGACGCGGUCUUUACCUCUGCGCUCCAGCGGGCGAUAAAGACGGCAGAGCUGGCCACCCGUGUGUCUGGAAACACCUCCGCACCCCUCGACAAGUCCUGGCGGCUGAAUGCACGUCACUCCGGUGGACUUCAAGGAUUGACACAAGCCGAAGCAGUUGCACUGUAUGGCGAGUCCAAUGUUACGCACUGGAGAAGCAGCUACGACGUCCUGCCAGCUUGUGUCGAGCGUGAGGAUCCGCGGCACCCCGCAAACGACUCGAAGUACGCCGACGUGCCGCCGGAGCAGUUGCCUCCUGGUGGAGAGUCACUCGCCUGCACAGUGCGACGGGUGGUGCCGCAUUGGCAGGAGAAGAUCGUGCCGCGAAUCCGCGCGGGAGAGUCUGUGCUGGUAGCUGCGCACAAGAAUUCACUGCGUGCGCUGUGGAAGUACUUGGAGAACGUACCAGAUGAAGAUGCCUUGGACAUCAAGAUGAUGCCUGCGAGUGCACCUUUGGUCAUGGAGUUCAAAGUGCCCGCGGUCGGAAACGAUCUGGUCUUCGUGCAGAAGUACAGUCUGAAUGCCCCCACGUUCAAUCCCAAGGUGCCGGUGGACACGAAGACCACAAACAAGGUGUUCUUCCUUCGCCAUUCGGAAAGCCUGGGGAAUGCGAAAGGCAUCUACGGUGGCUGGGAGGAUGCGGCACUGUCCCUGAAGGGAGAGCAACAGUCGGUUCAGGCGGGCAUUUUGCUGAAAGACCAGGGGGUGAGGCUCGACCACGUUUUCACGUCCGUCUUGCAGCGAUCAGUCAGGACCGCCGAGCUUGUCUGCAAUGCCUCGGACAACGCCGGCAUUCCAAACACAGCUGCUUGGCAAUUGAAUCCCGGCCACUCAGGCGUUCUGCAGGGGCUUACGGAGAAAGAGGCCAUUGACAUGUAUGGCGAAGCGAGAGUCAAGCACUGGCGCGGCAGUGAUGAUGUUCUGCCAGAGUGUGUCGACAAAACAGACCCCAGGCACCCGGCCAACGAUCGUUUGUACAAGGAUGUCCCCCCGGAGGAGCUGCCAGGAGGUGAGUCCCUGACCAUCACAGCAGCCAGAGUUAUCCCGUACUGGACGAAGACCAUUCUUCCACUGCUGACAGGCCAGAAGAGCAUUUUGGUCGUGGCUCACCGCGACUCCCUCCGGGUGCUUUUCGGGCACAUUGAGGGCACCGAAGCCAGCUCUGUCUUCGACGGCACCUCACAGACAGCUCCGUUGUGCUUCGACUUCAGUGAUGACGGCACCUUUGUGAAGAGGUACAGCUUGAGCACCCUGAGCCCGGAGCUCGGAUUGAGUCCUUCACGGCUGGGCCUCACGCGCUUCCACAACCAACCGGGAAGCCAAUACAAGAAGAUCGGAGAGGUUGUCUUCUUGCGGCAUGGAGAGAGUGAGUGCAAUCUCAAGGAGCAAUUUACCGGCUGGGAAGACUCAGGAAUGACACCGAAAGGGGUGAUGCAAGCGAAGAAGGCCGGCCGAUACUUGAAGGAUCACGGCUUCAAGUUCGACGUCGUCUUCACUUCAGUCCUCAGCCGCGCUAUUGAGUCCGCCACGUAUAUCUGUGAGGAGUCGAAUAACACCCAUGCGCCGGUGGUGAAGCACUGGUGUCUCAACGCCCGGCAUCCGGGUGUACUGCAGGGCUUGACGAAGCACCAGGCUAGUGUGCUGUAUGGCAAGGAGAAGGUCAACAUUUGGCGCGGUAGCUAUGACAUCAUGCCGGAGUGCGUCGGGCUGGACGACGUGCGGCAUCCCGUGAAUAAUCCGCUCUAUGCGGGCAUUCCGAAAUCCGAACUUCCUCCAGGUGGCGAAUCCUUGGCGCGGACUGUCGACCGAAUCGUGCCAUACUGGCGAAAGUGUAUCGCCCCUCGGAUCAUGUCCGGUGAGUCCGUGCUCGUGGUGGGCCAUAAGAACUCCCUGAAGGCGCUCUUCAUGUACCUCGAGGACACGUCCGAGCACGACAUGUUCGAUGUCAAGCCAGUCUCGACCACUGCCCCACUGGUGAUGGAGUUUGGAGUGUGCGAGUUCAGCGGGCGGCUGAUGAUUCUGAGAAAGUAUUUUGUGAAGCACACUCUGGAAGAAGGGCUUGCUCAAAGCCGGUGCAUGGAUGGCUCCUUCCACAAGUGA
Messenger RNA from Symbiodinium sp. CCMP2592, 2331 nucleotides. Lineage: Eukaryota; Dinophyceae; Suessiales; Symbiodiniaceae. The record is from the annotation of a GenBank genome assembly.